CUCCGAAUGCAAUAAACCCGAACCUAACCCAACGCUCGCCGUUCGAGCCUCCGACGGGCGACAUAAACAAGGUUUCCCACCACUAAGGCAGGCGUGUGCAACAGGCUCGACACUACCAUCGCAGUGGCGGUGUGCCGAUUCUCUUUCGAGGGACUCGUUUCAGUGGUUUCUAUUCCGUGAUUCCAAUCCAAGUUGACCCUCCUCCAAAGCAUGAACAUGUUUCCUUCCUCACUAGUAUCCGCGGACCGCCACUCAUCACAAACGGACGGAGAACUUCACACCCCUGAGGAGGAUGGAGGGCAGAUAACUCCUUCACAUGGCGGACUUGUUCAGGGCCAUGAGUUUGACCUGCCUAUCUCACCAAGCAAUCGCUCGACCGUUCCACGAGAUCCAAGCCCACUUCGACAAUCGGAAGUGGUAAAUGGGAAUACACAUACAUCUGCCGCUGCCAGGCAAUCUCAGCAAGCGACACUUCCUACUAUUCCGCAGUCUCCUCCACCUCCUGAAACUCCAACUACGCCUCAGGCUCCUCGACCCCAGCCGACACAACCGCGCUCACGACCUAUAUCAAUGCCCCCCCAGCAAGCAAAGUUCCCAAACGGGACUUCUACUACGGAGUCGAUGAAUGAGAAUCGUGCUCGGGCAUUCCACAAGGAUGACGGCGUUAUUCGCUCAAGGGCAAGUGGAAAACUUCUAGGCAUGUAUACACUUACGAAGACUCUCGGCGCGGGGAGUAUGGGGAAAGUGAAGCUAGCGAUUAACAAUGUCAACGGUGAACAGCUCGCAGUCAAGAUCGUCUCGAGAAAGGCUGCGAUGGUUGCUAACAAUAAUAAUGAUCCCAAUGAUCCGCCUCCAACUGCAUCCUUCAUCAAAGCCGCUUCCAAGGAGGCUUCCAAAGAAAUACGAACGGUACGGGAAGCGUCGCUGUCCAUGCUUUUAUACCAUCCGUACAUAUGUGGCAUGCGGGAAUUCAUCAUCCACCAAAACCACUAUUACAUGGUUUUCGAAUAUGUCAACGGGGGGCAGAUGCUCGACUAUAUCAUCAGUCACGGUCGGUUACGCGAACGCGUGGCGCGCAAGUUCGCACGUCAAAUCGGAUCUGCCCUGGAAUACUGUCAUCUUAAUAACGUUGUUCACCGAGAUCUAAAGAUAGAAAACAUACUGAUCUCUCAGUCAGGGAACAUUAAAAUAAUAGACUUUGGUCUCUCUAAUCUCUACGACCCCUUGAACCAUCUAUCCACAUUCUGCGGAUCUCUUUACUUCGCAGCCCCUGAACUCCUCAACGCUAAAGUAUACACCGGACCCGAAGUCGAUGUAUGGUCAUUUGGCGUAGUCCUGUAUGUCCUGGUCUGCGGAAAGGUUCCUUUCGACGACCAGAGCAUGCCAGCAUUACAUGCUAAAAUCAAGCGAGGGAAUGUUGAAUAUCCUGUCUGGCUCAGUGCUGAGUGCAAACAUUUACUAAUGCGGAUGCUCGUGACCAACCCCAAUGCAAGAGCCACAAUGCAGGAGGUCAUGUCGCACCCCUGGAUGGUGCGGAACUUUUCAGGGUCACCCGCGGUACACAUGGUCCAGCGCGAGCCCUUGCGAGCGGAUGAACUCGAGCGCGAUGUGAUUCGUGGAAUGACUGGCUUUGAGUUUGGCACGGAGGACGACAUUGAGAAUCGACUGACUGACAUCUUGCUCUCUGAACAGUAUCGUCGAGCUGUAGAUCUGUGGGAGCGUAAGCGUGAUGCUCAACGCAGUGGGAAGCCGUGGGUUUACCCCGAAUCAUUCAGUGUGUCAGGUACCAUCGCUGGUUCUGCCUCAGGGGACAGCUUGACCCGCGCGGACACGGACUUAUCCAGUGCUACUACCAAGAAGUCAAACAAGCGUUUCUCUGGGCUGGAAUUCUAUCGCAAGAAGUUUUUCUCACCCUCCUCACCCCCCGCUCAACCAAAAGGUGUCUCUUCCUCGGAUUCAGCACAGCAACCCGUUUUCGAAAAUAAGGAACCGCUAGACCCCACGCGCGGUUUCCAUCCGCUUAUUUCCAUCUACUAUUUAGUCCGAGAAAAGCUCGAACGUGAGCGUGUAUAUGGGCAAGGCCAUUUCGCUGGAAGCGGGAUAUCGCUCAGUGACGCGGAAGCCAUACCAUCUUAUGCGAGCGCUUCAGCUCCUUCAACCCUCCCCACACCUCCUGUUACAGCGCUGAGUGGCUUGUCCACGAAGUUGCCGCUUGGGGGGAAGCCAGAUUACAAUAUGGCUCUUCCUCGAUUGCCUGCUCCAGAGACAUCCCACUACUCAGGCAUGUCUUACGAGUCCCCACAAUCCUCGCCUGCGCCAGCCCAAAUCGCUUUCGCUCAGCCGAGAGCGAAGACAGAUGCUGUUGGAACUUCAGUGUCGCCCCAUCAUCCCGCCCCGAGGGACAAGGAAAACACUGACCUUCCGACAGCUCUUCCAUCCGCUACCCUUCCUCGUGCUCCUCCUGCCUCUACACAUCGCCGUAGCCAAAGUCUAAGCCAGCGUCCUUCAAUGUUGAGGGCAUGGGGGGCCGGGUUAGGGUUUGGAGGCUUACCCACCCAGGAGGAAGUUCCUCGGACUGCGGGGCCUGAAGUCCAAGGCUUUGCUGAUCGGGCACAGCGGAAGGCUCUCAAAGAAGAGCAGCAGAAUUCGUUCAGUUCAUCUGCUGAGAAUCCCGUUCUCCCAUCUUCACCGAGGAUAGAGAAGAAGCCUAGUUGCGAAACACGAUCAUUGGGUGCGAACACUGAGCCAAGACCUUCUACUCCGGAAUCCACCGCAUCUGCCGGUGCCACUCUAGUCCGGAGAUUCGGCUCAAUUCUAGGCCGUGACGACAAGAGGAACAAAAGAACCAGCAUUAUCAUUCCUACUUCCUCUCCAAGAUCCUCAUUCAAUCAAGCCACAAGCCCAGAACCAAAGAAGGGGGAUGUCUCGCCUCUGAAGACAGUGGCGAUGGACAUCCCACAUGUCAAGAUCAAUGAGCCAGAUGGUAUAAUCAGAGUCCCGAAGGCAGGCACCAGUCAAUCGCAGCCAGCUAGUGUGGGGAUGCAUCGCCGUGCAGCCACGGCCUUGGAUCCAACAUACAGUCCAAGCAAGAGUGGAGUGGGCGGUCAUCACCGGAGGGGCAGUAUUGGGAGUGUCACUCGUGUCCUCGGCGGACGUUCGGCGAAGGACAGGAAAGUUAGUGGCCCCGCCGAUUCGAGACCCCACACUGCCAGUGCUCGUCCCACAGCUAGCGGCGGAAAUACACAAAUCAUCUCAGGGGACAAGCCAUCGGAUACCGUUACUCGUGUACCGGUUAAUGGUGUCGGCGAACAUGCUGAGGCUCCUAUACUGUUGGAUGGAUCCACCAACAGCGAGGCUACUAUGGAAGUCAAGUCCGUAUACUUGAAGGGUUUGUUCUCCGUCGCGACAACGUCCACGAAGCCUCCGACAGUUCUCAGGGGGGACAUUAAGAGGGUCCUGGAUCGCAUGCAGAUUCAGCAUCGCGAAAUCAAGAGUGGAUUUGAAUGCAUUCAUCUCCCCAGUAUCGAUCUGUCAUCAAUCCAGAACGGAGAAGCCGCCACAAGCGACUUAACUGUUCAGACCCAGGCGACACGUCCACGGACGAUUGCUCGGAAGGUAUCGCGUUUAUCCUUCGGUCGUAAAGGGAAGGAAAAGGAGCUCCCUGAACGUCCCGAGUCGGUAGUCACUGCGCUUGAGGAGCGGGCUCCUUCGUCGUCCAAGCUGAAUGAGGCCGGGAACGUCUCUGAUGGAGCUUCCACAAACGGCCAGGGCGCCCCGCUAUCUUCCACUCGCUCUACAAACUCUUUGGAUUCCCAAAAGCUUAUUGCGGAAACUUUCGCCUCACCGCCUACCCCUUCACCACAUUCUCAGAACUCCAAAUCCUUACCUCCAGUGCCUCGUGAUCACAAUGCAACACCUACGCCCAGCAGUAAUCCAGCGGCACCAAAACAAUUUAAUGAGGUUACUUUCGAGUCGACGGCGAAGAACGUUCUGUGCGUCCGCUUUGAAAUUAGUAUAGUGAAGGUUCCAUUUCUUCCCCUUCACGGCCUGCAAUUCAGGCGAAUAGGUGGUGACGCAUGGCAAUAUCAGAUGCUCGCUCGACGAGUUCUUACAGAGCUCAAAUUAUGACCCACGCUCCUUUCACGUUUUGCACAUAUCUUUUCUUUUUUUUCAUAAUGGCUGAUUGGCAACGUUCGCUGUUGAUGUUUUCUAGUUCCUAUCUGACUCCCUUAUUCAAUAAUAGUUCUCCUUAGCGUUUAUCUCAUUGCGCCUACCAUUUAAUCACCUUGCACUUGUAGUCAAUUUAAUUCUGGCUGACCUGG
Messenger RNA from Cantharellus anzutake, 4322 nucleotides. RefSeq lists its product as uncharacterized. Gene Ontology annotation, molecular function: tau-protein kinase activity; ATP binding; protein serine/threonine kinase activity. Gene Ontology annotation, cellular component: cytoplasm. The coding region runs from base 211 to 4128 and encodes 1305 amino acids. The transcript is spliced from 5 exons. Gene Ontology annotation, biological process: protein phosphorylation; microtubule cytoskeleton organization; intracellular signal transduction. The record is from RefSeq and is a predicted model, not a curated record. Lineage: Eukaryota; Fungi; Basidiomycota; Agaricomycetes; Cantharellales; Hydnaceae.